GAAAGGCUCAGUCCCAGUUUGAGUCAGAGCUAGGGACCAUGCUAUCCCAGGCUCAAGGAUAAAAACCAUCGGGCCCAAGUGCCAUCCAUAUUCCAUCUCCAGUCUUUCCUCCACAAAUCAGGAUUCAUCCUUCCUGAAAAGCACGGUCUAAGAGCAAGGGAGGGAACAAAAAAAUCAUGCUAUCACAUAAUACCAUGGUGAAGCAGAGGAAACAGCAAGCAUCAGCCAUCAUGAAGGAAAUCCAUGGAAAUGAUGUAGAUGGCAUGGACCUGGGCAAAAAAGUCAGCAUCCCCAGAGACAUCAUGUUGGAAGAAUUAUCCCAUCUCAGUAACCGUGGUGCCAGACUAUUUAAGAUGCGACAAAGAAGAUCUGACAAAUAUACAUUUGAAAAUUUCCAUUAUGAAUCUAAAGCACAAAUAAAUCACAAUAUUGCCAUGCAGAAUGAGAAAUUGGAUGGAAGCAACUUGGAAAGUGGUUCACAGCAAGCCCCAUUUACUCCUCCUAACACCCCGGAUCCACGAAGUCCCCCAAAUCCAGAAAACAUUGCACCAGGAUAUUCUGGACCACUGAAGGAAAUUCCUCCUGAAAGAUUCAACACCACAGCUGUCCCUAAGUACUACCAGUCACCCUGGGAACAGGCCAUUAGCAAUGAUCCGGAGCUUUUAGAGGCUUUAUACCCUAAACUUUUCAAGCCUGAAGGAAAGGCAGAACUGCCUGAUUACAGGAGCUUUAACAGAGUUGCCACCCCAUUUGGAGGUUUUGAAAAAGCAUCAAAAAUGGUUAAAUUUAAGGUUCCAGAUUUUGACCUACUACUUCUAACAGAUCCCAGGUUCAUGGCCUUUGCCAAUCCUCUUUCUGGAAGACGGUCCUUUAAUAGGACUCCUAAGGGAUGGAUAUCUGAGAAUAUUCCUAUAGUGGUAACAACUGAACCUACGGAGGAUACCACCAUACCAGAAUCAGAAGACCUAUGAAAAGAAAGUUGUAUGUGACACAAGAACCUGUGAACGUGAAUGUUGCUGUUUUAUUAUUCUACUUACUUGCAAAGCCACUUAACACUCUUCAUUAGUAGCAAUAAUUUAAUAGCAAUUUAGCAAUUUUCCUUUUAUGACAUUUAAUUUC
Mesoplodon densirostris (Blainville's beaked whale) is the source of this 1119-nucleotide messenger RNA. It is a transcript of the gene MYOZ2, whose product is annotated as myozenin 2. The record is from RefSeq and is a predicted model, not a curated record. The transcript is spliced from 6 exons. Gene Ontology annotation, cellular component: Z disc; actin cytoskeleton. Gene Ontology annotation, molecular function: FATZ binding; actin binding; telethonin binding. The coding region runs from base 177 to 971 and encodes 264 amino acids. Lineage: Eukaryota; Metazoa; Chordata; Mammalia; Artiodactyla; Ziphiidae.